AUGGAGGCCCCCUUUGGCAUGGGAUCCCUUCUUGGGAAGCUUGGCAUGCUGCUAGCUCCUCAGGGGUGCAGGCUGCCGAGCCGGUUUAAGGACAGAAUGCACCUCCUCAAAGAAGAUGUUGAAGAUUUAAGCGAGUACCUUGCUGAAAUGGCAGAGGCAGAGGACCUUCCCCUGACGGCCAAGCGCUGGAUGAAAGAGGCGCGAGAGCUGGCCUAUGACAUCGAGGAUAACAUGGACAUGUGUGUGCAGCCUGCCCGUGCCAGCAUCAAUACUACCAGGUUCAUCUGCAAAAUCCGCCGCCAUGUUAAGAUCCCCAAAAGGCUCUUCUCCAAAAGAAGACUUCCCAAGGGACUCAAGUGGCACAAACAGAUUGCCUACAUAGCUCAAGUGCCAGCAGAACAUAGUGGGAAGAUCAGAUCAGUCUGCAAAGCAAUUCGUGUUGUCAUCAUUCGUCUUCCCAAGAGGCUCAAGUGGUACAAGCAUAUCAUGGAACUCAUAUCAGAUUUCAGGAUGUACAUCCAAGAAGCGAUUGAACGGCAUGAGAGGUAUGAGCUCCACCGCUGCAGCACCUUCAGGCGUAGAUUUUUACCCGCCGAUCGCACGCUUCUGACUGCGUACGGAGGAAUUGCUGACAUGGUAAUUGAUGAUCGGGUGAGCGAGUUCAUCGACUCAUUGGAUAAUGAUGGGGAUCAACAGCUCAAGGUGGUAUCCGUUCUUGGACCUGGAUGUCUUGGUAAAACUGCACUUGCACAAGUGUUGUACAACAAAUUUGGGGGGCAAUUUGAUUGUACAGCUUUUGUCCGGGUGUCCAAAAGGCCUGAUGUGGUGAGACUUCUCCGCGAGAUGCUCAUGCAAGUCCAGGGGCAGCAACCCACUGAAUAUUCCAAGGAACUUGAACUUGCUUACAGUAUCAGGGAACAUCUACAAGAUAAAAGGUACUUAAUUAUUAUUGAUGAUAUAUGGACUGCAUCAGCAUGGGAUAUUAUUAGUGAUGCUUUUCCAAAAGGUAAUCAUGGUAGCAGAGUUAUAACAACUACACAAAUGGAAGAGGUUGCAUUAACAUGUUGUUGUUAUCACUCGGAGCAUAUUUUUGAGAUGAGGCCUCUGGAUCAUGAUCACUCAAGAAAGCUGUUCUUUAGCAUACUUUUUGGCUCUGAAAGUGACUGUCCUAAAGAACUCAAAGAAGUUACAAACAAAAUUGUUGAAUUAUGUGGUGGUUUGCCGCUACCAACAAUCAGCAUAGCUAGUCUAUUAUCAAGCCAGCCUGUUAUAAAAAUGGAUCUUUUGACGUACCUGUGUGAUUCGUUAAGCUCCUGUUUGUGGAUAUCUCCUUCAGAAGGAACAAGACAAGCAUUGAACCUCAGCUACAAUAAUCUUCCUCACUAUUUGAAGAUAUGCCUGCUGUGUCUGAAUAUGUAUCCAGAGGGCCACACAAUCUGGAAGGACGAUUUGGUGAAGCAAUGGGUCGCUGAAGGUUUCAUCCAUACAACAGAAGGGCAAGACAUGGAGAAAGUUGCAGCAAGCUAUUUCAAUGAACUUAUUAAUAGAAGAUUCAUCCAAACUCUAUGUAGCAAGUACAACAAUGAGGUGUUGUCCUGUACUGUUCAUGAUGUGGUACAUGAUCUUAUUGCAGACAAGUGUUCAGAAGAAAAUUUCAAUAUGGUAAUAGAUUCUAGUCGAAGGAAUGUGGCACUUCCUCAAAAGGUUCGACGACUAUCUCUCCUCUUUGGUGAUGCAAAAUGUGUGAAGACACCAGCAAACAUGAGAAGGUCACAAGUUCGGUCGCUUACCAUUUUUGGAUUAUUUGAGAGUAUGCCUUCUAUUUCAGAGUUUAAGCUUCUUCGCGUGCUAAACCUUCAAUUAUCCGGUUAUGGUGAUAGGAACACCAUAAACCUCACUGGCAUUUCAGAUCUGUUCCAACUGAGAUAUUUAAAAAUUGCAUGUGAUAUCUGCAUACAAUUACCAAACCAUAUGCUACGGCUACAAUGUUUGGAAACACUAGUUCUGGAUAGUGAAGUUACUGCCGUUCCAUGGGAUAUUAUUCAUCUCCCAAGCUUGUUGCACCUGAGUCUGCUUGUUAUGACAAAUCUGUUGGAUUGGAUUGGCAGCAUGAGGUUAAUUGGCAAGCUGAACAACCUGCGAGAUCUUCAUCUGACCUAUUCUGUACCGUCUUCAGACCAUCUGAAGAGAAGCAUGGAAGCUCUGGGCUCUCAACUCUCAGGACAUGCCAACCUAAAAACUCUAGCUCUGGUUAAUGGCCCCUGUCAUAAAAAUGCUUUUGUUUGCGAUGCUUUAAAAGUGAUAGUCUCCUGGGAGGGCUUAGUACCUCCUCCAGUUCUUGAGGUGUUUGAGUGGUCGCUACACAGCUGUGUAUUAACCCGUAUUCCAAAGUGGAUCGGAGAACUUGGCAAGCUCCGCAUCUUGAAGAUUGCAGUAAGGGAUCUUCCAAGGGAUGGUAUUGAUGCUGUCAGAGGUUUGCCUGCCCUCACUGCUCUGUCGUUGUAUUUGCAGACGGCUUCUGUUGAAAGGAUUGUCUUUGACAAGGUGGGGUUCUCAGUCCUCAACUACUUCAAUCUCAGGUGCAGUGUACCUUGCCUGAAAUUUGAAGCGAAUGCAAUGCCCAAUCUUCGGAAGCUCAAGCUAGGUUUCAAUGCCCCCAGAGCCCGCAUGGACCAGCAUGGUGCUAGUACGGCUAUCAGCAUCGACCACUUGCCAAGCCUUAAAGAGAUCUGUGCAAAAAUCAGAGGUGCAUGUGCUGAUACAGAGUCUGCCUUAGCAACUGCCAUUAGCAAUCAUCCGAGCAAUCCUAUGAUCAAUGUGCAAUUUGUGGAUUAUACUUUUGACGGUGACGAGCUUACACAUGAGAAUAAAGGACAAGAUGAGGUCCUGGUGGAAGGCCAAGAUGGAUACUUGAAGAAACUACUGAUAUCUUGUGCUAGAGCUGUGGAAGCAAAGGACAUGUCCGCGGUAGACAUGAUGGUGCCAGAGUUGAGGAAAAUGGUUUCAGUAUCUGGUGACCCACAUCAGAGACUUGGAGCCUACAUUGUGGAAGGACUUGUUGCCAGGCUUGCCUCCUCCGGCCACUCGAUCUACAAAGCUCUGAAGUGCAAAGAGCCAAGGAGUUCUGACCUCAUGUCCUACAUGCAUUUCCUGUAUGAGGCCUGCCCUUACUUCAAGUUUGGCUACAUGUCGGCAAACGGUGCAAUUGCAGAGGCUGUGAAGGGAGAAGAUAUGAUCCAUAUAAUCGACUUCGGUAUCUCUCAAGGAGCUCAAUGGAUUCCUCUCCUUCAGGCUCUUGCGACCAGGCCCGGUGGACCACCAACUGUAAGGAUCACAGGAAUUGAUGAUUCACUAUCAGCCUAUGCGCGAGGCGGUGGGCUCGAUUUAGUCGGGAGGAGGCUAUCACACAUCGCUGGUCUGUGCAAGGUUCCCUUUGAAUUCCAUUCGGUUGCUGUCGCUGGUGAUGAAGUGGAAGAGGGGCAUCUCAUGGUCAUCCCUGGGGAAGCUCUCGCAGUGAACUUCACCCUGGAGCUGCACCACAUUCCGGAUGAGGCUGUGAGCACGGCAAACCACCGAGACCGGAUCCUAAGGCUGGUGAAAAGCUUGUCUCCCAAGGUGGUAACCCUUGUGGAGCAGGAGCUCAACACGAACACGGUCCCCUUCAAGCAGAGGUUCACAGAGACGCUUGACUACUACACUGCCAUAUUCGAGUCCAUCGACCUGACGCUACCAAGGGACGACAAGAGGAUCAACAUGGAGCAACACUGCCUGGCGAGGGAGAUUGUGAACAUCGUCGCCUGCGAGGGUGCGGAGAGGGUGGAGCGGCACGAGGUCUUCGGCAAGUGGAAGGGGCGCCUCAUGAUGGUCGGCUUUAGGCCGUGGCCGCUCAGCUCGCUGGUGAACGCCACCAUUAGGACGCUGCUGCAGAGCUACUCGGCAAACUACCAGCUCGCGGAGAGGGACGGGGUGCUCUACCUCGGAUGGAAGAAUAAGCCCCUGGUGGUUUCGUCCGCAUGGCACUAG
This is a messenger RNA of Triticum turgidum subsp. durum (durum wheat), 4023 nucleotides long. Lineage: Eukaryota; Viridiplantae; Streptophyta; Magnoliopsida; Poales; Poaceae. The record is from the annotation of a GenBank genome assembly.